This is a messenger RNA of Pezoporus flaviventris, 1614 nucleotides long. Its product is annotated as transcription factor E3-like. The record is from RefSeq and is a predicted model, not a curated record. Gene Ontology annotation, cellular component: nucleus. Bases 67 to 1572 code for a protein of 501 amino acids. Gene Ontology annotation, molecular function: DNA-binding transcription factor activity, RNA polymerase II-specific; protein dimerization activity; RNA polymerase II cis-regulatory region sequence-specific DNA binding. NCBI's taxonomy places the organism in Eukaryota, Metazoa, Chordata, Aves, Psittaciformes, Psittacidae. The transcript has 10 exons. Gene Ontology annotation, biological process: regulation of transcription by RNA polymerase II.
CCCGUCCCGCCCCCCCCGGCCCCAUAGGGAGCUGCUGAGCGGCGCCGUGGGGCGCGGGGGGGGGCGAUGUCCCGUGGGGCGACCGAGGGGACCCCUGCCGCCCCGCCGUCCCCCGGGCGCCCGACGGUCUAUGUGUUGCUGGAGGGGCCCAGCACCCCCGACACCCUCCGGCUGCUCAGCCUGAGCUCCGUGCUGCCUGAGUCAGGGAUCGUGGCUGACAUCGAGUGGGACCCCCCGGGGGUAGACCCCCCCAGCGACCCUCCCGUGGCCCCCCCCUCUGGAGACUCCCCCAGCACCUUCUAUUGUCUCAAGAGCCAACCCCUGCCCCACAGCCCGGGCCCGGCCCCCCCUGCUGCCAUGGCUGCCCCCACCGCGGCUCCCCCCUCAUCGCGGGUGCUGCUGCGGCAGCAGCUGAUGCGGGCACAGGCACAGGAGCAGGAGCAACGUGAGCGAAGGGACCCCCCCCCUGGCCCCUCGCCGGCCCCCGGGCCUUCCCCCGCCAUCGCCGUGGGGGGGCCCCCCCAACCGCGGGCACCCCCCCAUGUGCCCCCUGAGGUGCUCAAGGUCCAGACCCACCUGGAGAACCCGACCCGGUACCACCUGCGAGCGGCGCAGCGGCAGCAGGUCCGGCAGUACCUCACCUCUGCACUGGGCCGCGGGCCCCCCAGCCCCCCUGGGCCCCCCCCGGCCCCCCCCGCACCCCACAGCCCCCUCACCCUGCUCCACAUCGGGCCCGGCUUUGAGAAGGAGAUCGAUGAUGUCAUUGAUGAGAUCAUCAGCCUCGAGUCCAGCUAUGACGAGCUGCUCAGCUUCGGCCCCGCCGAGGGCGGCCUCCAGCUCCCUAGCACGCUCCCGGCCCCUGCGCCCCUGCUGGAGGUGUUCAGCCCCCCCCAGGGAGGCAGCAGCUCCUGCCCGGCCGAGCUGCCCCGCGUCAAGGCCGAGCUUUCAGAAACGGAGGCGAAGGCGUUGCUGAAGGAGCGCCAGAAGAAGGACAACCACAACCUGAUUGAGCGACGCCGACGCUUCAACAUCAAUGACCGUAUCAAGGAGCUGGGGACCCUCAUCCCAAAAUCCAAUGAUCCGGAGAUGCGCUGGAACAAGGGCACCAUCCUGAAAGCCUCAGUGGAUUAUAUCCGGAAGCUGCAGAAGGAGACGCAGCGUUCUCGAGAGCUGGAAUUGCACCAGCAGCGCCUGGAGCAGGCAAACCGGAGCCUCCAGCUCCGGGUCCAGGAGCUGGAGCUGCAGGCACAGCUCCAUGGGCUCCCCCUCAUCCCUCCGCUGGCACCAGCAGCCGAGGGGGGGUGUGAGGAGGCCCCUGGGGGCCCCCCUUUCCCCCCCGGGGGCCCCCCCACGCCCCAGUGCCUCCUAGACCUGGCGGUGGCCGAGGACCUGCCCCCCGGCCUGGGCCUACCCCUGGGGCUAGGUGGGCCAGAUGGGACCUUCGAUGACAUCCUCAUGGACGAGGGGGGGGCUCUGUCCCCUCUCGGACCCCCUGGCGCCCUCCUCGCCUCCCCGGGCCCCUCCCGCGCCUCCAGCCCCCGCAGCAGCCUCAGCAUGGAAGACGAGCCCUGAGCGCUGCCCCUUUAAGACCCUUCAGGUGCGGCCCUUUUAAGG